This is a messenger RNA of Monopterus albus (swamp eel), 537 nucleotides long. Its product is annotated as 40S ribosomal protein S17-like. Lineage: Eukaryota; Metazoa; Chordata; Actinopteri; Synbranchiformes; Synbranchidae. The transcript has 5 exons. Gene Ontology annotation, molecular function: structural constituent of ribosome. The record is from RefSeq and is a predicted model, not a curated record. Gene Ontology annotation, cellular component: ribosome. The coding region runs from base 61 to 504 and encodes 147 amino acids. Gene Ontology annotation, biological process: translation.
UGCGGUGUUGCCGGCGGGGCGCCACCUGACCGAGCAGCCUGUAAACCAUGAACGUUCUGUAUGACCCUCGGUGCUUCCCUUCCAUCGGUCAGAGCCAAUAUGGGUCGAGUCAGGACCAAGACAGUCAAGAAGGCUGCCCGGGUCAUCAUUGAGAAGUACUACACACGUCUGGGCAAUGACUUCCACACCAACAAGAGGGUGUGCGAGGAGAUCUCCAUUAUCCCCAGUAAGCCUCUGCGCAACAAGAUUGCAGGGUAUGUGACACACCUGAUGAAGCGUAUCCAGCGUGGUCCAGUUAGAGGAAUCUCCAUCAAGUUGCAGGAGGAGGAGCGAGAGAGGAGGGACAACUAUGUGCCAGAGAUUUCUGCUCUGGACCAGGAGCUCAUCGAGGUGGAUCCAGACACAAAGGAAAUGCUCAAGAUGCUUGAUCUCGGUGGCCUUUCAAACCUUCAAGUCACUCAGCCAACUAUUGGAAUGAACUUCAAAACACCACGAGGAUUGUAGAAUCAUGUGAAAUAAAGAGAAAAUGCAUAAGAA